Messenger RNA from Nelumbo nucifera (sacred lotus), 667 nucleotides. Its product is annotated as protein GLUTAMINE DUMPER 6-like. The record is from RefSeq and is a predicted model, not a curated record. Gene Ontology annotation, biological process: regulation of amino acid export. Lineage: Eukaryota; Viridiplantae; Streptophyta; Magnoliopsida; Proteales; Nelumbonaceae.
AAAGCUACGAACAAAGAGCUAAGAUGAGGCCUGUGAGUGCAACUACACAUGCUCCAGCUACCGUUGCCACCGGUUUCCGGCGAUGGAAUUCUCCGAUGCCCUACCUCUUUGCCGGCAUAGCGGCCAUGUUGGGCCUCAUAGCAUUGGCAUUGCUUGUCUUGGUUUGCACCCACCGAAAGUCUUCAGACAACUCGUCCCAACAAACUGAGGAAAAACCAGCGAACCCCAUCAGCUCACCGCCCGACACUGAGCCGAAGGUUGUUGUCGUCAUGCCGGGAGAAUACAAGCCGACGUUCAUUGCCAAGCCCGUUUGUUCAACAAACGCUAGCGAACAAGUUUAAGUUCCUUCCGCUUACUGGCCUCGAACAAGGGGGCCUUCAGAAGAUGAUGAGGAUUUUGUUUUUUUCAGAGAUGCAAAAUUUUAGUAGCUCUUCUUCUUCUUCUUCUUUUAUCUUUAUUUUUUCAUUUCUUUUCUUUUCUUUCGUUCCUUCUUUCAAGCUUUUGCAGCUUCUGUUAGAGCUUUCCGGGAAUAUGUAAAUAAUGAAUAUCGUCAUGAUCUAUAAUCUUUCUUUAUAUGAAAAUAAGCUCUGGUAACGACUGUUUAUGUGUUUUCUUCCCCUGUUUUCUGGGGAUCAAUCGUCAGUAUAAUGAAAGCCUCUGAUCUAUA